UUGGAAUUUCUUAUCCUGAGUCAUUUUACGUGUAGGAUCCAGUUUUGUAGUCUAGACCCCAUUCCUUUUCUACUGGAACUAGGUGCUGUUUACAUAAGAACCAGAUGGUAGUGGAAAGAACGUGUCUGAGUCAAAAUGUAAGGGUGUUGACUAUUGUCACAGGAAUGGCAAGAGAGAACAAUACUGCAUAUUGUACACGGAUGUCAACAAUGGUGGCCUUCAAUGGUAAUUCAUAUAGUAACUAGAGAUUACAAUCUCACCUAUUUUGUAAUGAAAAUGACCAGUCACGCAGGUGGUGCUGGUCACUCUAGGUAAAUAUGAAGUUUCUUGCAAACUAAAAAAUGUUGAACUUAAAUUGUCUGGAAUAGUAAGCAGUUUAUAAAAUCCAGUAAAAGUAAUAGUAUUUUGUAUGAUAAAACAUGUUCACAAACUGUGUUUCUGUUUAAUGUUUUAAUAAAGACUGUGCAUUUUGUAUUUCACUUUGUGUCAUUUCCACUUAAUAUCAUGACUGGGUUAUCUAGAGAUGCAGCAUUACUUCAUAGUCACUGUCUUGACUGAAUCUCCAAUUAUUAACCCUUAUGCUGCAACAUUUGGAUAUAUCUGAACAAACAUUUAUACCUGGUGGCUGUGAAAUUGGGAUUUAUCCCAUGGCUACCAAAAAAAAAUGUUACCCUCUACUGUACCAUUCAUGUGUGUUGGCAUUGGGAUCUAGAUGCUUUAAAAAAAAUACUGCAACGAGCAGGAACAUCUCUGCAUUCUUCAAACAACUGAUAUAUUGCACAGUGGAAGGGUUAAGUAAACAUAUCUGAUUGCUCAAAGGUUAACUGAGUUUUAGAUUAAUAAACUAAAAUACUAACAUUCCAUCUAAAGAAUAUUCAUGUUUGUUGAAACUGCUUCUAGUGUGGAAGAAAUUCAUAACAGCAUUUAGUCAUUUUACUGUAUUUUAUGUAGCCAUGUGUGAAUGUGUAGAUAAGUUUAUUUAGGUAUGGCCAAAAGAUCUUUUAUGAAAAAAGAAAACCUUCUUAGAGGUUCAAUAACUAAAAAAGCCCCCCCCCCCCAUCUCUUGUAGUGUAUCAGUUAUUUUGCCAGAAAGGGAAUACAAGGUGUCUGUAGUAUGGUACGUCUGUUGCCACAAGAAAUCAUGCUCUGCACUUUGAGAUUGUGUGCAUUAUAAGAGUAACAGUCACAUCACACUAGCACAGGAGGUGGCAGUAGGUGCUGUUAAUUAGGUGCCUUUUCUCGUUUUGUGCACCCAGUUUUCCCCUUUUCUGAAUUAUCAUUGUAUUUAAAACCACCUUUCGUUUGGGAGCACAAAGUGUUAAGGCAUUGUUGUUGAAUUUCUGUUCAUACAUUUGUUGAAAUUUAAUUGUUUUUAAAAUUAUCUUUUUAAAUUAGCAUAGUAUAUUCUUAUGGGUGAUAAAACGUGAACUAAUUAUUCUGCCCUAGGGUUGUUUGUAUGCAAGUACGUGUUAUGUUGUUUGUAUUUAAUUUAAGGUAAGGACAUCAAGUAAGUAGGAGGAGACUAAAAACUGUUUAACUCAUCUGUCACAUUAAAAUCACACAACCAACGCAAGUAUUUAAACAAAAUUCAGUUUAGCUAAUUUGUUUUUCAGUCAUGACAUGGAAUGUUAUGCAACAUAACCUAUGUCUCUGAAGUAAUAUGACUGAAUGUGCAUGGGAGUUGUCCCAAGGCUUUCUGGAGUAUGUAUUUUGAUGCCAUCUAUUAAAAAUCUUUAUACUGAGUCUGGGCUGGACUUGUAGAGCUUUAUAUCAAGUGAAACAAAUUAUUAUUGUAAAUCAGAAAAUUGUGGCUAUUGUUCUAUCCAUUCAACAUUAAAUAUCAAAAAGUACAAGAGUGGAAAUUAUUAAUUGUUGAGAAUGUUCUACAGUUUAAUAUAAAUAUUUCCACAAAUAAAAUGUCUUUCACGUGCUACAGCGUGUUCUUUUGUAACAUUUGUGCCAAACAGUUUUCUGGACCAAUUCCAUAUAAGAUCCACAUGGAAAGUAAAAGUCAUGAAAAAAUGCUGAAAACUUGGAAACUGGGGAAGGAAAUUCAAUCAAUUCAGCAGGCUGAAGGCUCUCCUGAUCACUCUGUUUCUCCUCUAGAGGCAUACAGUAAAGAUACAAAAUCUGAUUCUGAACCUGCUCUUGAAAAGUUUCAAACUCAGCCUGACAAUAUCCAGAAUUGCCCAUUAACUUGUAAAUAUUGUGCAGUAAGAUUCUCGGGCCCAGAGUGUGCUAAACAACAUUUUGAAAGUCCCAAACAUAAUAAAAAAAUACAAAGUUUAUCCCUGGAACAAAGCUUAAUGACAAUGUUAAGAAAUCCUGGUGUAACACAAAAUGACAAGCAGGAGAGUAAAGACAGUUGUAAUGAGGUAAACACUGACAGAAUUUGUAACGAUACAGAUAGCGCAGCUGAACUUGUGAAUGAGAGUCUUCAAACUAGAUCUCAUAAUUUUAUUUCAGAAUUCAGAGAUUGUCCAUUAAUUUGUGAAUGUUGUGCUGUACGAUUCUCUGGCCCAGAGUGUGCUAAGCAACAUUUUGAAAGUUCCAGACAUAUGAAAAAACUAAAAAAUUUAGCCCUUGCAAAAAGCUUACAAAAAUACAUAAACCAGGAGAGUAAAGAUAGUUGCAAUAAGGCAAACGCUGAUAAAACUUGUGAAGAUACAGAAAGUAAAUGUGAAGCUGUUGGAGAGAGGCUUCAAACUAGAUGUGAUAAUUUUCAUAUUGCAGAACACCAAAGUUGGUCAUUAGCUUGUAAAUGUUGUGCAGUAAGUUUCACAGGCCCUGAGUGUGCUAAGCAGCAUUUUGAAAGUCCCCGACAUUGCAAAAAAAUACAAAACUUAGACCUCGCAAAAAGCUUAAUGAAAAUGUCAAUAAAUUCUGACACUACUAAAAAUGAAAACCAACAGAGUAAAGACACUUGUAUUGAAGUACACACUGAUGGAAUUUACAAAGAUACCGAAUAUGAACAUACCACUGCCAAUGAAAAGCUUCAAACUGGGUCUAAUACAUUUACUUCAGAACCUAAAGAUUUUCCCCUAACUUGCGAAUGUUGUGAGGUAAUGUUCACAAACUUGAGGUGUGCUAAGCAGCAUUUUGAUGGCAUUCAGCAUAAAACAAAACUACAGUGUUUAACUACUGAAAAAAGCUUAUUAAAAUUACCAAUAUAUUCUGACCCCAAAGAAAUUAACAGUAGGAAGGUAAAUACUGAGAGAAUACAUUAUAUCUUAGAGCAGUCUCCAGAUAAUAAAGUUUAUCACAACAUCCCAGAUAUUUUGCUGCAACAUUCUAAUGGGCACUCAAAGAAGUUGGAUAAAUCUGAAAUUAUUCCUGGGGCAUCAUCAAACUCCAAGCAAUUGGAAAAUCAUAUCAGUAAUGCUAAAAUCAAGAGUAUUACUAGAGACUCUGAUAAUAAGAAAGGUGCACUUUUGUGUGAUAUCUGUAAUAUCUCACAUUUUAGUAGCUUUACAGAGGCAUUAAGACAUUAUGAAGGUGAAGAACAUGAAUCAAGAAAGAAAGCCUUAUUGUCUUCGUAUUUUGAAAAUCAUUUGUGUAGUCCCUAUAAAGAAAAGAAAAUCAUGGACACUGAGGUACUCAGUACAGUUAAGAUGCAUAUGACACAGAAUGAAGAUACAGAAGAGUUUUAUUCUUGUGUCGAUACUCCUUCCAAUAAUUAUUUAAUAUGGUGUCCAAAAGUGGAUUCUUUAGCUGACCCUCAGGCUAAAGACUGUAGUGAAAACUUAAAUAUCUUUCAGCCAAAUGAAAAAUUUAAGAGGAAAUAAAUGUAACAAAUAGUUUGUUCCAGAAUAUAGUUAUUUGCUUAAUAAUUUAACUAUAACAACUGUACUACAAGUUAGAAACAUCACCAAGUUAAUAAAGUAUAUACAUACACACAUACAUAGAAUAAAUUUCCAUUUGAUAUGAAUAAAUGGGAUCCUAUAGGCUCAAAACCUUAUAGCAUAAGCACUUUCAGAAAAUGGACUUUUCUUCAUCAUUGAUGUGUAGGAAAUGGAGGUCCUAAAGGUUUGCAUAAGAUGUAGAGAGAGUGUUCGUUUUUUUAUAUUCCUUCAAAUUAAAUCUUUAAUAAACAUUCUCUACCAGCAAAAUUUGAAACUAAAAAGAAGUAUUCAGGAUUGUAACAUACAAGGUGAUUACAGUUACAUUAUGUGUUCCAGUGCUUAUAACUCCCAAACAUACUUCAUAUGUUAACAGAAUGAAGUGUGCAUACACAAGGUCAUGGGCAAAGCAUUCCCCAAAUUUGCAGACUUCGCAAGAUGCGAAUUAUACCAAAACAACUGUGUUUUUAAAUAAUUUGAAGUUGGUGAGUAACGGUGACAGGAAGAAAUGGAGUCACCAGUUCUAGUCCUCUGCCAUUUUCAAUAACAGUUUAAGCAAGGUGUAUCACUACUGUGUUUAGAUCAAGAAUAUAGCACUGAAUGCUGCUUUCAAGAUCAACAAUCGUAUGCAGAUGGUCAUAGGUUUCAUUUAGCCAUGUAAACAGAAACCUGCAGAUAAGCCAUUCCUCAAAUUUGAAGACUUUGCAACUGUUUUUUAAAUAAUUUGAAGUUGAUGAGUAACGAUGACAGGAAGAAAUGGAGUCACCAGUUCUAGUCCUCUGCCAUUUUCAAUAACAGUUUAAGCAAGGUGUAUCACUACUGCGUUUAGAUCAAGAAUAUAGCACUGAAUGCUGCUUUCAAGAUCAACAAUCGUAUGCAGAUGGUCAUAGGUUUCAUUUAGCCAUGUAAACAGAAACCCGCAGGUGCGAGAUCUAGAACUUUGGUGGCCAAAUGUGUGUAAAUCUUCUAGUGAUGGUUCAUUGACAAAAGCAUUGCAGAACUGUUUCUUCACAGUUGGUUGUGUACCACCUUGUAUAAACAGUGUCUUAUUAACAUAUUAGAAGGAUGUAGCUAAAAGGAAAGUAUUGAAGGCUGUGCUCUAUUAACUGUAAAUAACUGAAGGAAGUAAUCACAUGAUCCAAGAUAAACAUUUAUUUGUAAAAUAAAUUCAUUCUACAAAAUAAGUUGAACUAGUUUCAACUACAACAAGAGAGGUGUAGUUGUAAAAUCCACCUCUUUUCUGUGCGAAUCCAUACCAAAUUCACCAAAAAAAUUUAAAGCAGAUCUUUUCAUCCAAAAACUACAACCACAGAUGAACAGGGACAAAUGAUGGAACUUAUAAUUAGGUUUUUUUUAUUGACUUCUGUUAUUACAGUAGGAAUGUUUGGUAAUUGUCGAAGUGUUUAAUUUGCACUAAUAAACUUCAUUCCAUAUAAUGUUAACUAUACGUACGAAUUAAAAUGUCUUAUGUAAACCACAAUAAGCUUUGUAAUGUCAGUAAUGGUUCUGAAGAGGCUGUAAAUUAAAGUGUGGGGAAUAAGAAAAUCUAAAUUUCGUGUUAUAAGGUGACUUGUUUCUAAAAUAAAUAAAUUGGAAUUUAUUAGAUUAAUUUUAUUUUAACUAUUGUCAUAACAGUUAUUAAAAGGUCAUAUCAAAUUAGUUAAUUGUCUCAGAUUUCAUUUAAAAGAUGUAUAUAACUGUGAUGCGUGCAUCUUCACUUCAUUCAAUAUUAUAACCUAGGAUCUUCUCUGCUAAGCAUAUUUUCAAAACAUACAGAUUUUCUCUGUGAUUCUAGUUCAACCGUGAAUAUAAGUUAACUUGGAUUUACAUUUAAAUUAUAGAAAAAAAAUCAAAUAUAAUGUCAUUUACUUAAUGGCUAUAGAAGUUCAAAACACACAGAUUUUCAAAUAAACUUUUGAAUAAAUUACUUUACAGUUUCUAAACAUCGUUAAAUAACCAGCAAUUGCCAGAAAAUCAAAAAGUUGGUAAAAUGGAUUUAUAAUGUACAAUCUACUGCAACAUUUUACCACACAAC
This is a messenger RNA of Limulus polyphemus (Atlantic horseshoe crab), 5874 nucleotides long. Its product is annotated as zinc finger protein 385B-like. The record is from RefSeq and is a predicted model, not a curated record. The transcript has 2 exons. Lineage: Eukaryota; Metazoa; Arthropoda; Merostomata; Xiphosura; Limulidae. Gene Ontology annotation, molecular function: nucleic acid binding; zinc ion binding. Bases 1917 to 3785 code for a protein of 622 amino acids.